CGCGACGGGGUGGAGACCGGCGGCAGGAAGAUGGCGGCCGGCAAAUGACGGCCGAGCCCGGAGUUGGGCGUGGGAACCCGGCUGCGCCUGUCAUGUCCCGGUAGGUGAGGACGACGAGGGUCGAGAGUAGAUACAAGAUCGAGAGAGGGAAACGCUCGAGAGACGCGAAAGGAUGGAGGACGUUAACUCCAACGUCAGCGCCGACCUGGAAGUACGGAAGCUGCAGGAGUUGGUUCGCAAACUCGAGAAACAAAACGAACAACUGAGGACCCGAUCCACCCUCCUGAGCCCCAAGCAGCCGCCUGCCUCCCCCGGGGCCUGCGGCAACGCUUGGCAAUCCGUGAGCGGCUCUAACCCAGGCCCGGCGCUCGCUCAGGAUGGGGAGGCUGGGUCCCCGUUGCCGGCCCGGGGCGGAGCCGUGUCUCAGACGCAGGGCUGUAUGUCGGGGGACAGGGAGAGCCCGGUGCUGGGGGAGCGGACGGUGCUGGAUGAGGUGGCGGCGCUGGAUCUGGAGACAAUGGCUUCGGAGGAUAAGGAGGCGGAGGAGGACAGCUGGUUGUACACAUCACCAAAGAGGUUGCCAACCCCAGUUCAAAAAGCUUUUAGUCCAUUGCAAUGGUGCAGACAAGUGCUGGAUCAUCCAAAUUCAGAAAUGGAAACUGCAAAAAAGUCAUUGAUACAUAGGCUUGAUCAAACAUUAGCAGAAAGCAAAAGGAGGAGUCUGUUAAGCGGUUCUUAUUAUCCUACUGCUUACCCAAGUUCGUUCACCCCAAGUGGAGGAAGUAGUCCAUAUGGCAGUGGUUUUAGUUCCCCGUCCUCUACGCCAGUCCGAUCUACACCACUUGUGAAACAGUUGAUCACACCUGGAAGUGCAGGUCAUUUUAAAGGCUCUGCAGACCAGAAUCCUCCCAUUAGCCCUCCAUCGUCUGUGGAUAGUGAACUAAGUGCUUCAGAAGUAGAUGAAGAUUCAUUGGGAUCUGGUUACAAGCUUGCUGAUGUCACAGAUGUACAAAUCCUAGCUCGGAUGCAGGAAGAAAGUCUCAGACAGGAAUAUGAAGCCAGUACCUCAAGACGUAGUUCAGGUUCUUCCUGCCAUUCCCUGAGACGAGGCACAUUCAGUGAUCAAGAGUUUGACGUUCAGAGUUUAGAAGAUGAAGAAGAAUGUGUUCCUCACCCACAACAACCUCCCUUGACCCGAUUCACUCCAUCUCCACGGCACACUCCUCGAGCUUCACCAAGACACUCACCUCGGAACUCGCCACGUUCACGUUCUCCUGCUCGGAGCCUAGAUUAUGGGAGAGCAUCUGUUUCUCCACAGCCUAUGAUUAGUCGUCUACAGCAGCCUCGUCUUUCCUUGCAAGGCCAUGCGACAGACCUUCAGUGUAAUAUUGUAAAAAAUGAAGAAAAGUUGAGACGUAGUCUUCCAAAUCUAUUCAGGACAUCUAAUAUACAGUCAGCAGAGUCUGUUAAAAACAGUAGAAGUUGUGACUCUAAUUUACAAGUGCCAAAUGGGGGAAUACCCCGAAUUCAGCAACAAGCAUCAGCGAUACCUUCUCCAAGUAAGCUCAGACUUCCUACAACACCGUCUCCAUUAGCACUCCGUCAGCCACUGAAAGCAAUGGCUAAUCCAGGGCCUGUCUCCACAAAUUCUGUAUCGAGUCACAACAGUUCUGCAUCAGGGCCCUCUGUUCAGAAUGUCAGUUCACCAGUUCACACUGCUGCAGGUGGUGUCAAUUCUAAUAAAGGACAAGUUGCAGGGAGUCGGAGUGGCUUGCCUCGACCUAGUGCCUCUACUGGAGGGGGGAUACCAGUGCCUCGGAGUAAGCUAGCACAGCCUGUUAGAAGGUCAUUGCCAACUCCGAAGACGUACAGCAGCAUUAGAGAUGAAAGCUGGAAAGAUGGCUGCUAUUGAUCCGAGUGCGCAUGAGUCUGAAGCUUGCUCUGCUACUUUUCCUGAAUCAAAAGGACAUUUUAAUUAGACUGUUCAAAGAGAUUUAGUAGGAUUUGAGACAAUCCAGUUCUCCGCCAGAAAUCAGCACAAGUUGGUGGAGAUCAUGGAGUAGCACUUUACUGACAUUAAAUAUCAGACUUUUUGUUACAUGUACAAUCAGUUUUUUUUCAUGACUGUCCAUUAUUUUAAUGCUUUUGAGCAACUUGUCAUUCAAAGAAUAAAGCAAAGUCUGGACACAAUCCCAAAAAUGCCAAAGAAAAAUCUUACAAUAACCAUUGGUAGGGGGAAAUGGAUAACUAAUGUUGUUGAAACUUGAAUGGUCAACAAAAGACUAGUAGUGAAAUCUGUUUUUGCUUCAGUUACAAAUUUGAUGUUCUGUAAGUAAAGCAAGGCACAAUUCCAUUAUCAUGAUCAGAUAGUGAUUAUAGCAGUCUGCUGCCCAUUGCUAUCUGAUUUAUUUCAAGACAGAAAUGAGUAGCAUCCCAGCUGUUAUAUUUAUAAAUACCUUAAAUGGCAAAAAACAAAUUACACAUUUUUUGAAUUUUACUUUUGAAGCUUUCAGGGUUGAGGAUAAUGGGAGAGGAGGAAUAUUAUUUUAAUUCAUAGCAAUUUAUGUUAUUACUCCAUUUAUUAUAAUCUCUGAAAUUUUAGCUUCAUUUUAAAACGUUUUUUAAAAAGUUAAUAUUGCACCAGUAGUAUUCAUUAUAGAAGCUGAAAUAUAUUUUGAACAAGUUUGACAUAACGUUUGACACUUUGCUGGGGAUCUCCGGAGUUGUGUCCUGUUGUACUUUGUAACUGACUGAAAGCUUAGUGAGAAAAGGCAAGUUGCAACUUAAAUGGUGCUUUGUGCAGACACAUUUCUUUGUGGAUAAAUGGCUUAAGUUGAAAGUUGCAUGUAUAUUGUAAGUGAGACACUUUGUUUAACUUUUUGCCCGCACUAAGAAGAAAACGUUUGGAGGGAAAACCCUUCAGUAUCAUUUUUUUUCUCCAGUUGACUAUUUUUUGUUUAAUUGCCAAAGGGCUUAGUGUCAAGUGUGUUUUACACAACUGCUUUUGUCAAAUUGUAAAGCACUGGCUCAGGAAAGAGUGGGUUUAAUGUACAUCCAAGUUUUCAAUACACCGAGUAUAAUAGGACACGUUUGUUUUGGUUACAUAUGUUCCCUUAAAAGUAUGAAAUGAAAACUUGGUCCAUUCAAGUUGUAAUCUAAUCACACCACAGUGCUUACAAAAUAUAAUGCAACAUCAUUCUGUCUAAACUAUGCACUCGUAUCCUGUUAUAAAAACACACUUGCUUGGAGCUGUUCAAUACAUUCUGCAGCCUUGUAGGUACUAUAUUCAGUAAUUACAGUGUUCAGAGAGAUCACUACACUUGUCUAUAUUCUUAUGAACGAUUGAGUUUACAUUUAAAUAUAUUUGUAUACUACGGAGGGUAGUAUAUUCUAAGUUUUAUUUUGCAUUUAAUUCCAAAAAUAGUUUGAAUUGACAUUAAUGUAGUUAAUAACCAGAGGCUAGUUGUUUUUAAUUUAAAAAAAUUUUGGAUUUGUUUACAGGAAUGUACCUUGCAAAUUUAGAACAAAGCCUUCUUUCCAAAUGACCUUAAUAUUCAAGUGCUGGAGCCAAUAAUUUAUGGGGAGAUAGGCAUGCCAGAAAAUAUGGGGUAAACAUGGAAGCAGACAAUGAGUGAAUGAGCUGGAUGUGAGAGCUAAGUGAGCAAAUAGUGAAUAGGGUGACUGUUAAGUGCACAGUGAGGGGAGUGGGUGUGAGUUACAGUUGAUUAGGUUUGCAGUUGAAGCAUAAAGUAGACAUAGUCACCAUGUGAACAAUUAGUGAGUGAGUUGAAUGUGAUUUUCAUUUUUUGUUAGAUUACCAAUCUGAAUGGCCAACCGAAGUAAAGUGUCGUCAUAUCUCAAUCAUGUAAGUUGGAUAAAUUUGAAAAAUGCUGAUUCAUGAGAGGAUAAUCGUACGUUGCAAGGAAAGAAUUUGUUCAAAUGUAAUCCUGCACAUCCAACUGUUUAUUGUCAAUAUCUUUUAUAUUUACACCCUUACGAGUCAUUUGUCCAAUGUUAAAUCAUUGUCUGAGCAAGGAAUUUGUACUUAUUUUAUAUUUUACAAAUUGUCUUUUGUUGAAAAGUAGAACAAUGAGCUGUGUAAUUCUUCCAAUUAAGAAUUUGCUUUCAUUACAAGUUACAGUAUUUGUGGAUGUAUUUUGUGGAGUUAAGUCUUUUCAUAAACUGGAGGUUCGGAUUAGUCCUUUCUGCGGGACGGAUAUUAUGUUUAAGAAUGAUUCAGAAUGAAGGCAAGAAAAAGCUGUAAACCAGCAACUUGUGGAAGUGAAGCCCACUCCAAGUUAUGAAUUCACUUCAGAAAUGACUACAAACAAUGACUAUACCAAUAGAUGAGAUUCUCUUGUAUUAUUAUGGGAAAACUUCAUUUUAACUGCAUUCAUAUGUGUAUACUUGCACUGCAGUACCAGAAGACGCAAUUGGGCAAAACUGAAACCCUAUCAUAACCUUAAAAAUAAAUUGAUCCCUAAAGUUAAAAGCAUGUUACGUUACAGUGUUUUAAUUAACUGCAGAGGUAUAAAUGACAAAUAACACUCAACCAACACUGAACUUAAAAUGUGGGCAAAAUAAACUUGCUUUCACCCUGACAAGUGUGGAAUUCUUAAUUUUAUAUAAUAAAAAAUAGUGCCUAUAAUUUAACUUUUAAGGUUUCAAUUUUUUGUUGAAUGUGAGUUACUUUUUUGUGCAAAUAGAUUGGAGUAAAUGAUACUCAAUGUAAAUAAAUGGUCAUAUUGCUUUCAAUAUUUAUUUUUUUUGCUCUGCUAUGUAACUUUUGUAAUGUUCAUGAACUUGUUUUAAUAAAAAGCAGGAAUCAUCUUGGGGGGGAAAAAUAAACAGUUCUUGACAUUGUAAAA
Molecule: messenger RNA, 4868 nt
Organism: Chiloscyllium plagiosum (whitespotted bambooshark)
Lineage: Eukaryota; Metazoa; Chordata; Chondrichthyes; Orectolobiformes; Hemiscylliidae
Gene: slain2
Product: SLAIN family member 2
Biological process (GO): positive regulation of microtubule polymerization; microtubule nucleation; cytoplasmic microtubule organization
Cellular component (GO): microtubule plus-end
Source: RefSeq, a predicted model, not a curated record